Messenger RNA from Cucurbita pepo subsp. pepo (vegetable marrow), 3524 nucleotides. RefSeq names its product phosphoenolpyruvate carboxylase 4 (gene PPC4). NCBI's taxonomy places the organism in Eukaryota, Viridiplantae, Streptophyta, Magnoliopsida, Cucurbitales, Cucurbitaceae. The record is from RefSeq and is a predicted model, not a curated record. Gene Ontology annotation, cellular component: cytosol. Gene Ontology annotation, biological process: tricarboxylic acid cycle; carbon fixation. Gene Ontology annotation, molecular function: phosphoenolpyruvate carboxylase activity.
CUCUCUUGAGCUUUUCAUCCUUUCAUCUUUCUUCAUCUUCGCUCUUCUUACAACCUCACUCUCUCUUCCUCUCCACCAUUCUUCCUUCCAACAAUGACGGACACUACUGACGAUAUCGCCGAGGAAAUCUCCUUCCAGAGCUUCGAUGAUGACUGUAAAUUGCUUGGCAACCUUCUUCACGACGUCUUGCAGCGGGAAGUUGGGAGCCUAUUCAUGGAGAAAGUUGAACGAACUCGAGUCCUCGCUCAGAGCGCUUGCAAUAUGAGGAUCGCGGGCAUCGAGGAUACGGCAGACAUGAUUGAGAAGCAGCUUGCAUCAGAGUUGUCGAAAAUGACUUUAGAGGAAGCCUUCUCUUUGGCUCGUGCAUUCAGCCAUUCUCUCAAUUUGAUGGGGAUUGCAGAAACUCACCACAUGGUUCGUAAGUCGAGAAAUCUUGUACUUCUAUCAAGAUCCUGCGAUGAAGUUUUUAAUCAGCUUGUGCAGGGCGGAGUUUCUACUGACGAGCUUUACGACAGCGUUUGCAAGCAGGAGGUUGAAAUUGUUCUUACAGCACAUCCAACUCAAAUUAAUCGUCGAACUUUGCAGUACAAACAUCUUCGCAUUGCACAUCUAUUGGACUACAAUGACAGACCUGACCUUAGUCCUGAAGAUCGGGAAAUGCUAAUUGAUGAUCUGGUAAGAGAGAUAACUUCAAUAUGGCAGACAGAUGAACUUAGACGCCACAAGCCCACGCCAGUUGAUGAAGCUAGGGCUGGUUUGAGCAUUGUGGAACAGUCCCUGUGGAAAGCUGUCCCGUAUUAUUUACGUCGACUCAGCAAUGCCUUAAAGAAGCACACUGGAAGGUCGCUUCCUCUGACUUGCACACCAAUAAAAUUUGGGUCUUGGAUGGGAGGCGAUAGGGAUGGAAAUCCGAAUGUCACAGCAAAGGUCACAAGAGAAGUCUCUCUUUUGUCUAGGUGGAUGGCUAUUGAUCUAUACAUUCGAGAGCUUGAUAGCUUGCAAUUUGAACUUUCCAUGAACCGAUGCAGCGAUAGAUUAUACAGACUGGCACAUGAAAUUCUUGAAAAAGAUGCUGUAUCUGAAGAUGGACACGAGACCUGGAAUCAGUCUUCGAGCAAAAGUGAACCGAAGAAUCAGGGCCAUCAAGCUGCUGCACUUCCAAGACAACUUCCACUUAGGGCCGAUCUGCCUUCAUGCACGGAUUGCAAUGAUGGUGAAUCCAGGUAUUCUAGAGUAGAAUUUCCGAGGACUGAUCAUCCAUCAUCAAAUAAUGAGGAAACUUCGGUUCGAAAUACACAUGCAUCCUUAUCAAAUGGAACUUCACCUAGUGCAAGUGCAUUUCAGUCCAAUUCUUUGUCUCGUACUGCCUCUUUCAACUCAACUCAACUCCUUGCUCAGAGGAAACUGUUCGCAGAAUCUCAGAUUGGGAGGUCGAGUUUUCAGAAGCUUUUAGAACCAAAGCUUCCUGUACGUCCUGGAAUUGCACCCUACCGCGUUGUGUUGGGUAGUGUAAAAGACAAGCUAGUGAAAACACGGAGGAGGCUGGAGCUGCUUCUUGAGGAUCUUCCUUGUGAACAGGAUCCUUCGGAUUACUAUGAAACUGCAGAUCAACUCUUGGAGCCGCUGCUUCUAUGCUAUGAGUCUCUGCAAUCAUGUGGAUCUGUGGUGCUUGCUGAUGGUCGAUUAGUUGAUCUGAUUAGAAGAGUUGCUACAUUUGGUAUGGUAUUAAUGAAGCUGGAUUUACGUCAGGAAUCUGGUAGACACGCUGACACUCUGGACGCCAUUACAACGUAUUUGGACAUGGGUUCAUAUAGUGACUGGGAUGAAGAAAGGAAGUUGGAAUUUCUAACAAGAGAGCUGAAGGGCAAACGACCACUGGUUCCUCCAACUAUUGAGGUUCCUCCUGAUGUUCAAGAAGUUUUGAACACCUUUCGUGUUGCUGCUGAGCUAGGGAGUGAAUCACUUGGUGCUUAUGUGAUCUCUAUGGCCUCAAAUGCAAGUGACGUCCUCGCCGUAGAACUUCUGCAGAAAGAUGCACGACUUUCAGUUAGUGGCGAGUUAGGACGACCAUGUCCUGGUGGAACGUUGCGAGUGGUUCCUCUGUUUGAAACUGUGGACGACUUGAGGAAAGCAGGAUCAUCGAUCAGGAAACUGUUAUCUAUUGAUUGGUACCGAGAACACAUUAUAAGGAACCAUAAUGGGCAUCAAGAGGUCAUGGUAGGUUAUUCUGAUUCUGGCAAAGAUGCUGGGCGCUUCACUGCUGCAUGGGAACUUUACAAAGCUCAAGAAGAUGUUGUGGCUGCAUGCAACGAGUAUGGUAUUAAAGUUACCCUGUUCCAUGGGCGUGGAGGGAGCGUUGGUCGUGGGGGUGGGCCAACGUAUCUGGCCAUUCAAUCCCAGCCUCCAGGUUCGGUAAUGGGUACUUUACGAUCAACCGAACAAGGGGAGAUGGUGCAGGCCAAGUUCGGGUUGCCUCAGACUGCUGUUAGACAGCUAGAGAUAUAUACCACGGCCGUACUCCUUUCAACCCUACGUCCACCACUUCCACCUCGAGAAGCAAAAUGGCGUAAUCUCAUGGAGGAGAUCUCAAAAAUUAGUUGUGAGAAUUACCGGAGCAUGGUAUAUGAAAAUCCAGAAUUCAUUUCUUACUUCAAUGAAGCCACUCCUCAGGCGGAGCUUGGCUUCCUUAACAUUGGAAGCCGCCCAACAAGGAGAAAGACCUCUGUUGGUAUCGGGCAUCUUCGAGCUAUACCAUGGGUUUUUGCUUGGACACAAACUAGAUCUGUUCUUCCAGCUUGGCUUGGGGUUGGGGCAGGUUUAAAGGGUGUAUGUGAAAAGGGUCACACUCAAGACUUGAAAGCAAUGUACUCAGAAUGGCCUUUCUUCCAGAGCACCCUAGACCUUAUAGAGAUGGUUCUAGGAAAAGCUGAUACUCACAUCGCAAAGCAUUAUGAUGAAGUCCUAGUCUCGGAGAGUCGACGUGAAAUCGGCUCUAUAUUGAGGAAGGAACUGGUGGAGACUGAGAAAUAUGUUUUGGUAGUUAGCAGGCACGGGAAACUAUCUGAGAAUAAUCGGAGUUUGAGAAAGCUGAUCGAACGCAGACUCCAUUAUCUUAAUCCUCUGAACCUGCUGCAAGUUGAGAUAUUAAAAAGGCUGAGAUGUGAUGCAGAGAACAAAAAACUGAGAGAUGCAUUGCUUAUUACUAUUAAUGGGAUCGCAGCUGGAAUGAGGAACACAGGUUAAGUCGGCCAUUCAUAUCAUCAUCAGGUUAAGUGGUUCUUCUUACUAAGAGGGUCAGAAUAAGAGUCGUGUCUUUAUUUUGAUGUAGGUUUGGUUAAAAUAAUGAGCUAAGUUAGUGUAUUGGAAGAAGAAUGUUCAUCCAGUUUAAGGAUGGUGUCGGUUUGAAUUAAGUUAUCCGGAACCUUUUAUGUAAAUUCUUCGUUGGCCAGUAUUUGCAUUCUGAACACUCAAGAAUACUGUUCCAGAUGUCAAAUCCUCAAAGCUCCUUGUUUUUGUUGUUUAUG